CGAUUGUUGCGUUUUAAUUUGCGCUGUGACUUCUCAGGCGAAUUCGCGACGGUUGCUUUUCCCUGCUAGCUAGUGCGUGUGAGGACGUGGGCGCGGCGUGUGUAAAAAGCUUGCUAAGUAAGUGGAGUUAUGCUGUCGGCAGCUAUCCGUCAAGGCCAGCAGCGGUGCACAGCCGGUUGGCACUUCAUUGCGUCGUCGUCGCGACAGGCAUCGACGUUGCUGUUUGUAGAACAUAAUGGCGAAGGCAAGGUGGCUCCCGCCACGCUCGCUGCAGCGUCUGCUGCAUCACAGUUCCUACCAGGACCUUUAGAGGCUCUCGUAUGUGGCUUUGGCGAAGCCCUAGCCAGCACGGCGGCCUCCGUGGCUGCAGUCCCUGGCGUGACCAAGGUGUGGCUGGCGUCGGACCCCUCCCUGGAGCGACCCGUGGCGGAGCCCCUUAGCAAAUUGCUAUCCCGCAUAGCCGCCAAGCACCAGCCCAGUCAUCUGCUAGCUGCGUCCACAGCCCAGGGUCGCAACCUGCUGCCGCGAACCGCCGCCCUGCUGGGCACACAGCCAGUGACAGACGUGGUCAAAAUCCUGGACGAGAAUACUUUCGUACGACCAAUUUACGCGGGCAACGCCUUCGCCACCGUCCAGUUCUCCACACCACCACCAGCCGUCCGAGUCGUCUCAGUCCGACCCACGGCGUUUGCAGCUGGUGCCGCGGCAGCAGCCUCCUCACCCCCGGCGGGCGCCUCUCCGGCGCCGGUGGAGCCCGUGGCUCCGGAGCUGCUACAUGAGCUGGGAGACGUGGUUUCGGCUCGGUGGGAAGGCCAGGACGUUCGGAGCAGCGGCCGACCCGAGCUGGGCUCCGCAAAGGUGGUUGUGUGCGGCGGCCGCGCGCUGAAGAGCGCCGAGAACUUUGCCAUGCUUGAGGAGCUGGCUGACCAGUUGGGGGGUGCAGUGGGGGCCUCCCGGGCUGCAGUGGAUGCGGGUUUUGUACCGAAUGACCUUCAGGUGGGCCAGACCGGCAAGGUGGUGGCUCCCGAUCUGUACAUCGGCGUGGGCAUCUCGGGUGCCAUACAGCACCUGGCGGGGAUGAAGGACUCCCGCACCAUCGUGGCCAUCAACAACGACCCCGAGGCGCCCAUCUUGUCUGUGGCGGACUACGGCCUGGUGCAGGACCUGUUCACAGCUGUGCCCCAGCUCAUCAAGGAGGUCAGGGAGAUAAAGGAGCAGGCGGGGAGCGCAUGA
This is a messenger RNA of Volvox carteri f. nagariensis, 1233 nucleotides long. RefSeq lists its product as uncharacterized. NCBI's taxonomy places the organism in Eukaryota, Viridiplantae, Chlorophyta, Chlorophyceae, Chlamydomonadales, Volvocaceae. Gene Ontology annotation, cellular component: mitochondrion. The record is from RefSeq and is a predicted model, not a curated record. Gene Ontology annotation, molecular function: electron transfer activity; flavin adenine dinucleotide binding. The transcript is spliced from 9 exons. The coding region runs from base 130 to 1233 and encodes 367 amino acids.